ACUCAACAGUCGUGUAAUGACUUCUUUUCAGACAGAUGAGCAGACAAUAAGCUCCACCUGUCAGCUCCCAGCUGAUUAGCUCUGCAGGGCUGUCACACAAUUGACUCCUAACAAUGAGAGGCGGAGCUCGCAGCAAACUGCUCACAAUCAAUCACGUAUAAAUACAGCGCCGAGGCAAAGGGUGCCGUCGUUGCAGCUCGGGCCCGUGCGUAGUUCCUAACACCAUGAUGGAGCUUUUCAGGCGUCUGUUUGGUGUUGUGGUCGUGGCUGUUUUGGUCGGUGGCGCUGCCGCCCAGCAUCACGCGCCUUACCCUCCUCUGCCGCACCAGCCUCCGUUUCAGUGGCCUCAGCAGCUCUCAAAGGCUCCUCCACCUGCGGCGCCUUUCGAUAAAUGUCAGGUGGAGGAGGGCGAGAAGAUCCGCUGCGGGAGUGCAGCUCUCACCGCCGAGCAGUGCGAAGACAUAAACUGCUGCUUUGAUGGGCGACAGUGCUACUAUGGGAAAGCAGUGACGGUGCAGUGCACCAGGGACGGCCAGUUUGUGGUGGUUGCGGCUCGAGAUGCCACUCUCCCACCCAUAGACGUGGAUUCCAUCAGCCUGUUGGAGAUGAAUGAUGACUCUUGCGCGCCGGCUGAUGCCAACUCUGAAUUUGUCAUCUUUCAGUUCCCUGUGACUGCAUGUGGCACUAUGCUUAAGGAGGAAGAUGAAGCUGGUUAUGUGGUGUACGAGAACCACAUGUCGUCGUCUUAUGAAGUGGGAAUUGGCCCGAGAGGCUCGAUUACCAGGGACAGCCAUUUUGAGUUAUUGUUCCAGUGCAGGUACUCGGGCACAUCUGUGGAGGCUCUGGUCAUGGAGGUGAAUGACAUCCCUUCCCCUGUGUCGGUCGCUGCUGCCGGACCGCUCAGAGUGGCGCUCAGCCUGGGCAGUGGACAGUGUCGUCUGAAAGGAUGUGUGGAAGAAGAGGUAGCGUUCACCUCCUUCUACAUGCCGUCCGACUACCCGAUCGCUAAAGUCCUGAGGGAGCCGGUCUAUGUGGAGGUCCGCCUCCUGGAGAGGUCCGACCCAAACAUUGUUCUGAACCUGGAGCACUGCUGGGCCACUGCUGGUCCAGACCCCGACAGCCUGCCACAGUGGGACCUUCUGGUUGACGGGUGUCCCUACCAGGAUGACAGGUAUCUGACCACCUUGCUGCAUUUGGACGAGUCGUCCGGUCUUCAGUUCCCCACACACCACAAACGUUUCAUCGUGAAGAUGUUCACGUUUGUGAACAAAGACUCGUUCACGCCUGAGAAGGACACGGUGUUCAUCCACUGUAACACAGCUGUAUGCUACCCAAGCAACACAAACUCUUGUGAGCAGCAAUGUUUCAGACAACGAAGAGCUGCUACUAUGAAAACCAAUUCCUCCAGCCGCCUCGCUCUGGUCUCCAGUGGUGAAGUGAUCCUGACGGAGAAACCUGACACACCUGCUCCCAGCUCCAAAAUUCUGCUGGAGAGCAACAAGUUCAUUGUUUGUGUUCUUCCAGUGUCUUUGCAAAGCGAGACCGAUUCAUCACUGGGCUCUGGGCUGACUUUCCCUCAGCAGCAGGACCAGCUCCUGGACGGGAUCGGCCACCGGCUGACUGUUUAG
Salarias fasciatus (jewelled blenny) is the source of this 1628-nucleotide messenger RNA. RefSeq names its product zona pellucida sperm-binding protein 4-like. Gene Ontology annotation, cellular component: egg coat. NCBI's taxonomy places the organism in Eukaryota, Metazoa, Chordata, Actinopteri, Blenniiformes, Blenniidae. Gene Ontology annotation, molecular function: structural constituent of egg coat; acrosin binding. The record is from RefSeq and is a predicted model, not a curated record. Gene Ontology annotation, biological process: prevention of polyspermy; binding of sperm to zona pellucida. Bases 225 to 1628 code for a protein of 467 amino acids. The transcript has 9 exons.